GCUAAGGCCGCCAUCAGCAUUUGGCGGGAUCUCUCUUUAGUACAUUUUAGUUGCAUUUAGUAGUGGCGUCGUGUUCGUAUCGUGUAGCAUCUUUGUAUCAAAAAUGGCUGGCGGUAAAGCUGGAAAGGACUCUGGAAAAGCGAAGGCGAAGGCGGUUUCCCGUUCCGCGAGGGCUGGCUUGCAGUUCCCUGUUGGUAGGAUUCACAGGCAUUUGAAAAACAGGACCACAAGUCAUGGACGAGUCGGAGCGACAGCCGCUGUUUACAGCGCGGCUAUUUUGGAAUAUCUCACAGCCGAGGUGUUGGAGUUGGCGGGGAACGCGUCCAAAGACUUGAAAGUCAAACGUAUCACACCAAGACAUUUGCAGCUUGCUAUUCGUGGUGACGAAGAACUGGAUAGCCUUAUCAAAGCCACCAUUGCGGGAGGAGGUGUUAUCCCUCACAUCCACAAAUCGCUUAUCGGCAAGAAGGGUUCUCAAAAACCAGCAUAAUUUAGUAACAGUUUGAGGGGGGGAAAAACAAAAAAUUCACGAUAAGUAGGUGGAAAGAUAACGAAGCGGCAGUGGUAUCGACAAAGUGCUACGUUGCUAAAUCGAAGGAGGGACAGGCGUGAUAUAUAUAUAAAUAUAUAUAUAGAUAUAUUAAGUAAAACAAAUAUUGAUAUAAUUUAAUGUAGGUAAUGAAGAUUUAAGAAAAAAGGGUGAAAAGUGCGAAGCUUGAUGUAUGUAAACAGAAAACAGGAAAGAAGCGUUGAAAAUUUUCAACUGACUUAACUCUUGGCCAGAAUAGAUCGGCGCGCAAUGUGUUCUAGCAUCGCACGCUGAAACAGCGGCUGCUGAUGUUCAAGAAUUAUCAUUUUACGCUUCUCGGAACAUUUGACAAAUUUGUAACACAGCUUACUCGCAAUUGUUUGUUAGUUUAGCCGAGCGCUUUAAUGACGCCUACAUUGUCCACACUUUUUCAAACGACAGAUCGUUUUAUGAUCAAUCAUAAUAAUGUCCUCGAUGAGAGGAAAUUUUUUCAUUACCUAACUCACUUAACAGAAUGCGGAUUUCUCUUAGUUUUUUACCGCAUGACUUUGCGUCGCUUCCCUUAAGUUUUGUACUCUACCAGUUAUUCAUACUUGUGUAAGUUUGGUCAGUGGCUUGUAAAAGAUUAAAAAAAGCCUUCUCCUUCUUUUAAAUUAAAUUAAGAUCGCCUUGUCUUUUUUUCAAUUCAUACCAUCGUUUUUUAAAGUUCACUUUCUCGUGCGCACCAAGCCUGCUUCUUUUUAUUUAGUUAAAGCUUCUUUAUCCUUUUUUUUGCACGAGCACCAUAGACUCUUAAGCAGGAACUCAAAUUAGCGUUUUGCGAAGCAAGAUCACAGUAUUGAAAAUGCACGGAAUUUGUAGAAUAAAUAAGCAGACUGUAAAAUCGUCAAAGGAUAAACGAGUAGAGUUUCACUAUGAUUGAUAAAUCAAAGGUAUCUUUUUUUCCAAGGGGGUUUUUUGUUUGAAUUAAGUUUAAGGUACACGCGAAAAAAGCGUUUGUGCUAACCGAGGACUGGUAUUCAUAUUUUUCGGGGUUUUGGCAUGGUACGAUAUUUUUUUUUCAAUUGCCACAAACUCAAUUGAAACCUUGAAAAAUUAAAAAGUAUGAAAAGAUAGUAAGAGGAAAGUUCAGUGUGGAUGUUUUGAAAGGGUACCAGUCCUUGAUUUUUAUCACAGUGUUGAUUGAGUUUUGAAUUGUUCUUAUGACUUAAUUUUAUUAUUUUUACGACUUAUUUGUAACGCGAGUAGCUUAGUGUAAUAUGCAUUGUAUCCUACCAUAAACGCUGGCCAUAUGUAAAACGUUCAUUUUAAUGUAAUAAAAUCAAUUUUACUAUGA
This is a messenger RNA of Belonocnema kinseyi, 1865 nucleotides long. It is a transcript of the gene His2Av, whose product is annotated as histone H2A.V. The coding region runs from base 104 to 490 and encodes 128 amino acids. Gene Ontology annotation, cellular component: nucleosome. The record is from RefSeq and is a predicted model, not a curated record. The transcript is spliced from 5 exons. NCBI's taxonomy places the organism in Eukaryota, Metazoa, Arthropoda, Insecta, Hymenoptera, Cynipidae. Gene Ontology annotation, molecular function: structural constituent of chromatin; DNA binding; protein heterodimerization activity.